Messenger RNA from Nymphalis io (European peacock), 414 nucleotides. RefSeq lists its product as uncharacterized. Gene Ontology annotation, biological process: sensory perception of taste. The coding region runs from base 1 to 414 and encodes 137 amino acids. Lineage: Eukaryota; Metazoa; Arthropoda; Insecta; Lepidoptera; Nymphalidae. Gene Ontology annotation, cellular component: membrane. The record is from RefSeq and is a predicted model, not a curated record. The transcript is spliced from 2 exons.
AUGUAUGGAAUAUGUCUGAUGUCUAUUCUGAUUAUUCUAUAUAGCGUGUUCUCCAUACAAGAGUGGUCAAAUAUAGAGACUUUUGACAUGGAAGCAAACGUGGAUAUACUAGAAGAAAUUCCGAUGUUGAUAAUCGCACUUCAGUAUGUUAUAUGUUUAAUGACCUACACUUGUGACAAGAUGAGUUCGAAACGCACCACUACUAAAAUAUUGGUCAACGAGUUAAUUAUGGACUAUAACUUGCCUAAUACAAUGAGAAUUCAAGCUAAAGCUUUUAUGGAAAUAAUCGAAUUACGGCCAUUGAAGAUAAUUGCUUACGAUAUGUUUCCUAUAGAUAUUAAGUUACUGCUUAAGUUUGUGAGCAUAUCUACGACGUACCUUAUAGUUAUCAUUCAAGUAUCGCACUUUCUGUAG